Peronospora matthiolae is the source of this 717-nucleotide messenger RNA. NCBI's taxonomy places the organism in Eukaryota, Oomycota, Peronosporomycetes, Peronosporales, Peronosporaceae. The record is from the annotation of a GenBank genome assembly.
AUGCGAUGCGCGAGCAAGGCCGCCGAGAGCGCGUCUGCACGUCUCUGUGCGGACGCCGAAGCAGAAACUACAGCAACUGAUGUCCCAUCGGUUGCUGAAUCGACUCAGCCUGUAUCACCUGGUGAUGCAGGCGCUGGUCAUGAAGACACUCGUGUCUUCACAGAGUACGAGCUCGGUGUCUCGUACUCUCCUGAUACGGAUGACGGAUCCGUAUCGACGGCAAUUGAAUCCAAGCCGCCUGCCAAGCGUGGCAUGGACGAUGCUUUGCGUCGCAGCAUCUUUGGUUCAUCUGAUGAGUCAGAUGAACCAUCGCCGAAGCGAAGGCGCUCGAGGUCGCGAGACUCGGGCGCUAAUAGUGGUGUCGUUUCUCCAAUGGACACCACUUCACAGCGAGGUGCCAGUACUUCUGUCGGCACGUCGCAGGAAGAGCGGGACCGCAAUGUGUUGCGUCUCGCUCCAGAAAAAAGAAGGCAUGGAUGCCUCCAAAAUCUGUCAUGGAUCACUUGUCGGCGACGACGAGUGAUCGUUAUCGAACACGAUUGUUCGAUUCGUCAAGGAUCCAUCACCUUGACCCCAGCGCGAAAGACUAUCGCGCUGAACAUGAGUUCUUCAUCGAUGCUUUCUUCAGACAUCGAUGGUACAGUGGGAAUCACAAACGUGAUGGUCCCUCACUACUUCAGGCGUGGAACGCCUACAUCCAUAACCUCGAGGAUGUAG